AUGGGCCGUGAAGAGCAGGUCGAAGAGCGCGAGGUUCUCGAGUCCAUCUUCCCUGAAGAAAUCACCGAUCUCUCCGAAACCGAGUUCCAAGUGUCCAUCACGCUCGACAUCCUCGACGAGGAAGACCAAGAAGCACCCUCGUUCAUCCUUCAGGUCCGUUACCCGGACGAAUAUCCCGAUGUUGCCCCCCACCUCGACCUGCUGGCGGCGCAGACUUGCACGCCCCAUCAACACUUUAGCAUCAGCAACGACCGCCAACAGCUCCUCGAGAGCAUACAAGAAACCAUCCAGGAGAACCUUGGCAUAGCCAUGGUAUUCACAAUUGUCUCGGCCCUAAAAGAAGCCGCCGAGCAACUCAUCCAAGACCGCAAGGACUCUGCCGCCAGAGCACGUGAGGAAGCGCUCCUAGCAGCAGAGCGGGAAGAAAACAAGAAAUUUCACGGAACACAAGUCACGCCAGAGACGUUCCUCAAGUGGCGCGAGGGAUUCCUGAAAGAGACGGAGGAGAAGGAGAGGCUAGAGGAGGAGGAGAGACUGGCGGAACUGAAAAAGGCCAAGAUCAAGGAACCUGUCAAGCUGACGGGGAAACAGCUGUGGCAGAGAGGCUUGGCUGGGAACGGAGAAGAUGAGGAGGGUGAUGAGGAAGAUGUACCGACCGACGGGGUGGGAAAGCUGGCGGUGGAGGCUUGA
Messenger RNA from Metarhizium album ARSEF 1941, 690 nucleotides. RefSeq names its product Ubiquitin-conjugating enzyme/RWD-like protein. NCBI's taxonomy places the organism in Eukaryota, Fungi, Ascomycota, Sordariomycetes, Hypocreales, Clavicipitaceae. Gene Ontology annotation, biological process: cytoplasmic translation. Gene Ontology annotation, molecular function: protein binding. The coding region runs from base 1 to 690 and encodes 229 amino acids. The record is from RefSeq and is a predicted model, not a curated record. The transcript is spliced from 2 exons.